UUUACUGUUCAACUUUCCGUUAAAGUUAAGAGUGACACUCUCCAACAAUCCAGCUACCCCCGCCGGCUCUUCUCUCUCUCUCUGUCCCUCUCUCUGCAAAUCAAACACGAUGAGCUCCUGGGACAACUGGGUCGAACGCUCCCUUGACAAACUUGAACGCCUGCAACUCCUCCGGUCUCUCCGACCCAUCUACCUUCGAAAUGAACCACAAAAACCCACCACCACCGUCGAAGACGACGACCUCCAAGUCUUCCACCAAAUGCAGCUCUGGGACCGUUCCUCCGUGGAGGUCCACAUUCCCGAAUCAACGUUCCAGAAAUGGCUCAGUGACAUCCCCAGUUCCGGGGAUGAGGAGGAUACCCGGAAAUUUAAAAAGCUGUUGUUGUUCUCUGGAAAUGAUUAUCUGGGCUUGAGUUCACAUCCCACCAUUGGAAAUGCUGCUGCUAAGGCGGCUCAAGAACAUGGAAUGGGCCCAAGGGGCUCUGCUUUGAUCUGUGGAUAUACGGAUUACCAUAGGCGACUGGAGUCAUCCUUAGCGGACUUGAAGAAGAAAGAGGAUUGCCUUCUUUGUCCUACAGGGUUUGCAGCCAAUAUGGCCUUGAUGGUAGUGUUGGGAAAUGUUGGCUCUCUCUUGGCUGCUGGAAAAACACCUUUAACUAAUGAAAAGAUUGCCAUUUUUUCUGAUGAACUGAACCAUGCGUCGAUAAUUGAUGGUAUUCGUCUUGCUGAACGACAAAAAUCUGUAGAGAUAUUCAUCUAUAGACAUUGUGACAUGAUUCACCUUAAGGCAUUGUUAUCCAGUUGCACAAUGCAGAAGAAAGUUGUUGUGACUGAUAGCUUGUUUAGUAUGGAUGGAGACUUUGCACCAAUGAUCGAGCUGGUGAAGCUACGCAAGCAGCAUGACUUUCUGUUAGUCAUUGAUGAUGCUCAUGGAACCUUUGUUUGCGGUAAAAAUGGUGGUGGAGUGGCUGAGGAAUUCCAUUGUGAAAGAGAUGUUGACAUAUGUGUUGGCACUUUGAGUAAGGCUGCAGGUUGCCAUGGCGGGUUCAUUGCAUGCAGCAAAAGAUGGAAGCAACUCAUACAGUCACGAGGACGCUCCUUUAUAUUUUCAACUGCUACACCAUUACCAAUUGCUGCUGCGGCCCAUGGUAAAUUAUAUGAAUUUGUUUGUUAAUGAACUUGUGGGCUCUUAUAGUUGAAUAUGAUUCCUUUCAAACA
This is a messenger RNA of Rosa rugosa (rugosa rose), 1218 nucleotides long. Its product is annotated as 8-amino-7-oxononanoate synthase. Gene Ontology annotation, molecular function: pyridoxal phosphate binding. The transcript is spliced from 8 exons. Gene Ontology annotation, biological process: biosynthetic process. Bases 110 to 1174 code for a protein of 354 amino acids. The record is from RefSeq and is a predicted model, not a curated record. Lineage: Eukaryota; Viridiplantae; Streptophyta; Magnoliopsida; Rosales; Rosaceae.